GUCGGCUUGCGAAAGAUGUCACAAGCGGAAACUAGGAGUAUGUUUUGUCAAGAUCAACCUACAAAAGUUACGAACGGGAGCUAAUUACGACAUCCCUGCUCCCACCAGUGUGAUCCCACGCGACCUUGUCAGUUAUGCCAUCGUGCGGGAGUGCCAUGUGUCUCCCGCCGUGGAUCAGAAAGAGCAAACCCGAGCGCAUUGGAGCGUCAGGCCAACGAGAGGGUGUCUCCAUCGGCUAACCCAAACCGAGACGAGGAGCCUGUUAUUCUUCCUGAAUCCAGUAUCGUGGAUGUGAGCGUCAGCAUGCUCCCGGGCCAAAGUCUAGCUGUGAGCGUGAAGUAUGACACUUCAGCCUUACCAGGAGGGGCCAAUAGGUCACCAAUUUCACCUUCACGCCACAAUAUCCCGUGGCGGGAGGCUGUUGGCGUUUCACUGCCCUCAAAGCAGUCUCUUGAUCAUUCAGUUGACUGUUUUUUCUCGGCAGUGGACUGGUUUAUGAUGGUCUUUCACGAAGAGACUUUUCGGCAAAGGUAUGAAGAGCUGAUGAAGUCGACUUAUGUGCCGGUGCCUGAAAAUGACAACAAUCUUUGGGUCAUUCUACUUGUCCUAGGCAUGGGAGCUCACUAUUCAUCACUCGCCAUAAUGCAGCCUCGCGAGAAGGUUGCCGUGCAACAGCUCUCUAAAGAUCUUAUCCAACGCAUCGAUCAACAAUUUCUCAGGAUCAUUGACUCUGCAGAUGAAGAGGCGGUGCAAGUAUGUGUGCUUUUGGGCAGCUUUUAUCUUUUUAAUGGACGCCCGACCGCUGGUCUCGGGAUCCUUGGAAGUGGCAUUAAGAUUGCUCAAGUUCUUCGGUUACAUCGAGAAGAUGCGAUUAUGGGGAUAUCCGCUGCCCGCUUGGAAUCCCACAGGCGUUCGUGGUGGGCGUUGGAGGUUUUCGAUAAAUAUGCGGCGAUAGCCUUUGGACGGCCGUGCAGUAUAGACGACUCUGACUGCAACGUCGGUACCGUGACACACAUCAGGGCUGACAUGCAAGAACAACCUCGACAGGCAGCACAGCUCGAGUACCAUCAAUGGAAAUUCAGAUUGUAUCGUAUUAUGGGUCCCUUUUUGGGGCGAAGACUACAAACCAAUCGGAUUGCAUCGAUCAAAAGCAUCCACGCUCAACUUGUGUCGUGGCAAAAUCAAUUGCCUCAGUACUUGAGGCUGGAGGAAUACAAGGAUAAAGGCAUCCUAAAAGGUCCAUCCUUGUUACAGAUGCAAGCACUUUGUCUUCAGUUGACAUAUGACAACAUUCAAAUUAUCUUGCAUCGCAGCCUAGCCUUCCGGGCUGGUUCUCAAUUGUCCAGUGCGGAUCGCUCGCCCACAGAUCUGCCGAGUUCAGCUCUAUCUCGAGAGCAGCUUUUCCAGUCUGCGGUUCGGACGUCAGACUUGUACGAUUAUCGCCGCAUGCUGCAGGGUUGCAGAAAGACGCAUGCUACUAUGCAUGUCGGAAUUUGCCUUUUUACUGCGGGUGUCGUCCUCUGCGCUUUCGCAAUUUCGGAGCCUCUAUCGGCUAGGAGUCAAACUGCAAAAAGGGGUGUUAUGAAUAUUUUACGUUUCCAACGUGAUCAUAUUCUGGAUGGACACCUUCUUUCAGCCCAAAGCGUGAAAAUCCUCGAAGGCCUGGUGGCUGUCGUAAUGCGAUCCGAACAGGGUUUCAUUCGUGGUGACAAGAUAUCCCCGCUCACCGCAUCAUCAACUCCGACCGAAGAGGGUCUUCAACAAACCAUUGGAGAGGUUGCAGGUGCUCGUACAUUCAGUGGACCUAGAAUUGGCCAGCUUGGCUUUUCGCAUAUGGGGAAUUUGGCGGAAGAGUCUUCAGACCAUGUACAAGGUAUGUCUGUCCUUUGAAAGACCGUUGUGAUUCAACCUCAUUUCUUUUUGUCUACUUGAUAUAGAACCGCUGUUGUCUGUCCCCGAGGGAACUGGAGACGAGGACAUUGAUACGAGGGGUCUUUCGGAUAGACCCGAACUAGAAUGGCUAUCAAUGGAUUCGGCGGCUGGGGUUAUGUGGACUGGAGGUAAUCCCUACUUCACUGAUCCUGGAUUUGCAGAUGCUAGUCAACUUUGGCUGUGGUCUGAUAAGCCCGACGUACAGCCAUUUCUGAGCUAAAAAUGACAAAGUGCUUGCGCUAAUCACAGUACUACUAUUCCCAAUUAAACGGACCAUGCAUUUACUGCGUG
Molecule: messenger RNA, 2223 nt
Organism: Aspergillus caelatus
Lineage: Eukaryota; Fungi; Ascomycota; Eurotiomycetes; Eurotiales; Aspergillaceae
Product: fungal specific transcription factor domain-containing protein
Exons: 4
Coding region: 304-1890 (528 amino acids)
Biological process (GO): DNA-templated transcription
Molecular function (GO): zinc ion binding; DNA binding
Source: RefSeq, a predicted model, not a curated record